AGCGGGUUCCCCUUGUGGUGCCUCAGCCCAGGAUGGUUUAAUACACAUCGCCUACUGUACGGGAUUAGAAGGUAAUCCCGCACUCACAAUGUGCAUGCGCAAAUUGAAGUGCGUGCGAAGGAAGAGGGACAGCUCGGUGUUAAAUCAAACAACAAAAACUGCGUUCACUCUCCAAAUCUCCUCUGUGAUAAAUGGCGAUGGUGAUUUAAACGAGCCCAGAAGGACUUAACAGCCACCCAAUCCUCUUCACAACGCACCACUCUGGACCGACCUGUACAUUUAAUCAGAGCACGACAUUCACCACAUCCUCAUUAAGGAUGCAGAGGUGCACAUAAUAAUGCUGUCUCCUCUCAUUGCUGGGUGUCCACCCAUACUGGCUCAUGGACAGCAAGUGUUCGCUUGACAUGUCAGAGUCUCUAUCAGGGACACGAUGUCUAAAUGUGAGCUGAUUGAGCUGAAGGACCUAAGUGUAAAUGAUCCCAUUGAGCUGGCUGCUCCUGCUGCCCGCACAGCCCCGCCGCCUGCAAACCCAGCUCAGCCGAGCCCCUUCCAUGUCGUCCGUCUGCUCGGAGACAGCGUCAGAAUCGAGGCACCCUGGUGUCAGACAGGAGAUGCUGGAGCGGGUCAUGACUUCCAGCCCUACAGUCACACCCAUCUCACCUGGUGUGACCUGUGUGGAGAAUUCAUCUGGGGUGUUUACAAGCAAAGUUUACGCUGCGCCAACUGCAGUUACACUUGUCACUACCGCUGCCGACCAUUCAUCCAGCUGGACUGCAGCACAGAUGAAAGUUUGUUAACAGACGAGGAAGAUUUCUCUGUUGACUCCCUCGAGACGGACACAAAUGUGGAUGAACAGAUCGAUUGGGGUAAACAGAAGUUGACUGUCUGUGAGAUUCAACAUAAGGUUAAAGAGUAUAAUGCACAGAUCAACAGCAACCUCUACAUGGUAGUUAAUAAAGAUGGGUCCUACACUGGUUUCAUCAAGGUCCACUUUCAGUUAGUCCGUCCCGUCUCCCUGCCUCCCUCUCAUAGCCUGUGCUCCACACAGGAGGAAGAUCAGCAGGGCAGACUUAUGAAGCGGCGGACAUCCUUCUACCUCCCCAAAGACACUGCCAAGCACCUGCAUAUAAGUUCCCAAACACAUGUGCGAGAAGUCAUUGAGGCAUUGCUCAAUAAGUUCACCGUGGUGGACAACCCGGCCAAGUUCGCCCUGUUUGAACGCGCUGAGAGACAAAGUCAAGUGUACAUGCGUAAACUGCCUGAUGAUGAGUUCCCCCUCUACCUGCGCUUGUGUGCUGGCCCCAGUGAAAAAGUCUUGAGUCUGGUUUUGAAAGAGAAUGAAACAGGGGAAGUAAAUUGGGAUGCAUUCAGCUUUCCUGAGUUGUGCAACUUUCUGCGAAUCCUGAAGCGCGAGGAAGAAGAGCAUGUCCGGCAGAUUGUGAAGCGCUACAGUCUUGCUAGAGACACCAUGAAGCAGGCCGUGGCACGGAUCACUACUCCUGGUUGACGUUGAUUCAAUUGAGCUUCAUAUUUAAACAUCAAGAAGAACGUUCGGCCACUUUGUUGAUUACCAAUAUAAAAGGGAAGAAAAGAGCUCAGACAAUGGCAUUGUUUUGAAUACAUGUUCAUGAAGCACUGCUGUUACAUUUAAUGUGAUCUACAUAAAGGCUUAGGCCCUGCUAACUUUUGAACUGAAUGGAGGAAACAGUAGAUUAUCUUGGACUUAAUUGGAUGCAGUUCUUUCUUGAAAAACCAAGCUGCUUUUCUGGAUUAUUUAUAGUGGUACUAAAAACACAAGUUUAGUCUUUUCUGUGGUCAUUUAUAUUUAUAUGUGAUAUUGAUAUUUAGUUUCUAUUAUAUUCUGUGAAGAUGUUUUAAAAUUUCUGGCACUUUAAUGAACAUGUGAGAUGGAUUUGAGCAAGUUAAAAAUAUGAAACGAUGUGUUUAUACGUUAUAACAAUCUAAUAAACUU
Molecule: messenger RNA, 1972 nt
Organism: Anarrhichthys ocellatus (wolf-eel)
Lineage: Eukaryota; Metazoa; Chordata; Actinopteri; Perciformes; Anarhichadidae
Gene: rassf1
Product: Ras association domain family member 1
Exons: 7
Coding region: 431-1507 (358 amino acids)
Biological process (GO): Ras protein signal transduction
Cellular component (GO): nucleus; microtubule cytoskeleton
Source: RefSeq, a predicted model, not a curated record